GGGAAAUUGAAGACUUUAGAGAGAGGGAGGGGGAGACGGAGUCGCUUUAAAUUAAAUUGAUUCAAUUUCGGCUUCAUUGAGCUUGUGGUUCAGGUAUCAGUCACGGUUAGUUAUAGCAGAGAAUCAGGGAUUGUACAGAGAGUGGAACUGAGCCAGUUGUUCCUCUGUUUAAAGCUACACUGUGGCUUUGAGGGAAUGUUCUCAAUCUGGGUAUUGUUACUACUUGGGAUUGUUAAUUCACGGGCCCAUCAGAAGAGGCGGAACGUGCUCCUGAUCAUUGCUGAUGAUGCUGGCUUUGAGACUGAGGUGUACAAUAACACAGCCAUCCGGACCCCUAACUUAAACCAACUGGCAAAACGCAGCCUCAUCUUCCGAAACGCCUUCUCAUCUGUCAGCAGCUGCUCCCCCAGUCGUUCAGCUAUUCUAACUGGCCUACCACAGCAUCAGAAUGGGAUGUACGGACUACACCAGACUGUUCACCAUUUCAAUUCCUUCGACACUGUCAGAAGUUUACCGUUUCUGCUCAGUCAGGCACAGGUCAGGACAGGAAUAAUCGGGAAGAAGCAUGUUGGCCCGGAGUCUGUCUAUCCCUUUGACUACUCAAAGACAGAGGAAAACCAUUCUAUCCUGCAAGUGGGGAGGAAUAUCACCAGAAUCAAACUGCUGGUCCGAGAGUUCCUGCACAGCACGGGAGACAGGCCGUUCUUUCUCUAUGUUGCCUUCCACGACCCACACCGGUGUGGACAUUCCCAGCCCCAGUACGGGCAGUUCUGUGAGAAGUUUGGGAAUGGGGAGAGCGGAAUGGGAUGGAUCCCAGAUUGGCAUCCGCAGCAUUACACACCAGAGCAGGUCAAGGUGCCUUACUUUGUACCGGACACACCAGCAUCCCGCACUGAGCUGGCAGCACAGUAUACCACCAUCAGCCGUCUAGACCAAGGGAUUGGGCUGGUGCUGAGAGAGCUCAGGGAGGCCGGACAUGACAACGACACGCUGGUGAUCUACAGCUCCGAUAACGGGAUCCCCUUUCCCAGUGGGCGGACUAACCUGUACCAUGCGGGGAUUGCAGAGCCCAUGUUGGUGCAUUCGCCAGAGCACAGCGGGCGCUGGGGACAAGUCAGCCAAUCCUACGUCAGCUUACUAGAUAUAACUCCGACCAUCCUAGACUGGUUCUCCAUCCCUUACCCGAGCUACAGUAUCUUUGGAAAGGGUAAGAUUGUAAAGCUAACAGGCAGGUCGAUUCUCCCAGCUCUGCAUUCCGAGCAGCCCUGGUCCACUGUGUUUGCCAGCCAGAGUCACCAUGAGAUCACCAUGUAUUACCCAAUGAGAGCCAUGAAGAACUUGCAGUACCAACUAAUCCAUAAUAUGCACUUCAAGAUGCCCUUCCCCAUCGACCAGGACUUCUACCUCUCGCUCACCUUCCAGGACCUGUUGAACAGGACUCAGAGUGGCCACCCAACCCACUGGGGGAAAUCCCUGCAGGAAUAUUACUACAGGGAACACUGGGAGCUGUUCGACACCCAGGAGGAUCCUUCCGAGAGCCACAACCUAGCCUCAGACCCACGAUACGCAGACGUACUGGAGAAGAUGAAGGGGCAACUGAAGAAGUGGCAGUGGUUGACCUAUGACCCCUGGGUGUGUGCCCCAGAUGGCGUGUUGGAAGACCAGGGGCCUUACCAGCUGGACCCUGAAUGUAGGCCGCUGUACAAUAAACUGUGAUAUGUGGCGAGAGGAGCUGGUACUGAAAGGGGUUUGACACUGAAACAUUAAUGCAUCUUAUUUACGGUGUUAGCCGGGGGUAAUGCUGAUAAAUGGAAUCUGUUGGUACAAUUUAUAUCCUGCUAUAUGGGCAUGAUGGACUGAAUCGCUUGCCGUAUAGUUCUGUGAUUCUAGCUGGUAUUUUCAUGCACCUGAAGGUCAGCAGGUUUGUUUGGGUGGCCCUUGGAUGAGUUUUUGGAUAACAGGAAUGCGCAGGGCUUCCCUAAACUGGUCUGGGACGUUUGGAUUGGGACAGCGCACCCAUGGGAUUGAUGGCCUCAUGGUGGCGCACACCCCUCACCAGGGGGUGGCUGUGGGGUUGGCGAGAGGAGACUUCUGGGUUCUGUUCCCACCAAUAACUUGACAAGGCGUGUGUGCGAAUAUGCUGGUUUAAUUAAAGGGCUGCUGCUUUUAAUUCUUAAA
Carcharodon carcharias (great white shark) is the source of this 2178-nucleotide messenger RNA. RefSeq names its product N-sulfoglucosamine sulfohydrolase (sulfamidase) (gene sgsh). Gene Ontology annotation, biological process: heparan sulfate proteoglycan catabolic process; glycosaminoglycan catabolic process. The transcript has 8 exons. NCBI's taxonomy places the organism in Eukaryota, Metazoa, Chordata, Chondrichthyes, Lamniformes, Lamnidae. The coding region runs from base 196 to 1716 and encodes 506 amino acids. The record is from RefSeq and is a predicted model, not a curated record. Gene Ontology annotation, molecular function: N-sulfoglucosamine sulfohydrolase activity.